Columba livia (rock pigeon) is the source of this 3880-nucleotide messenger RNA. RefSeq names its product Cbl proto-oncogene B (gene CBLB). Gene Ontology annotation, biological process: negative regulation of epidermal growth factor-activated receptor activity; cell surface receptor signaling pathway. NCBI's taxonomy places the organism in Eukaryota, Metazoa, Chordata, Aves, Columbiformes, Columbidae. Gene Ontology annotation, cellular component: plasma membrane; membrane raft. The coding region runs from base 215 to 3127 and encodes 970 amino acids. The transcript is spliced from 19 exons. The record is from RefSeq and is a predicted model, not a curated record. Gene Ontology annotation, molecular function: phosphotyrosine residue binding; receptor tyrosine kinase binding; SH3 domain binding.
GGAGCCUCGUCCGACCAGACGCUUUGCCUGCUCUCCGCUCCGCCGCCGCCCUCGGCUGAGGACCGGGGAAGCGGCCGCCUCGGGGGCUGGGGAGCCUCUUAGCCGCUCUCCCCGCCGCUCCCGGCUUUUCUCGGCGGCUCCUCUCGCUCUGGGCGCAAAGCCGCGGGGUGCCCUCUGUACGGCGGCGUGCGGCGGGAGCGAGCUUGGUUCCCAGAUGGCCGGUUCCUUGAACGGCCGGAACCCGCGCAAGGGACGGAUCCUGGGCUUCAUUGAUGCCAUCCAGGACGCCGUGGGCCCCCCCAAGCAGGCAGCUGCUGACCGGAGAACUGUGGAGAAGACGUGGAAGCUUAUGGACAAAGUGGUAAGAUUGUGCCAAAACCCAAAGCUUCAACUCAAAAACAGCCCACCCUACAUACUUGACAUUUUACCUGACACUUAUCAGCAUUUGCGACUUAUACUGAGCAAAUAUGAUGAUAACCAGAAACUUGCACAACUCAGUGAGAAUGAGUAUUUUAAAAUCUACAUUGACAGUCUCAUGAAAAAAUCGAAACGGGCUAUAAGACUCUUCAAAGAAGGGAAGGAAAGAAUGUAUGAGGAGCAGUCACAGGACAGGAGAAACCUAACAAAGCUGUCCCUCAUCUUCAGCCACAUGCUAGCAGAAAUCAAGGCUAUUUUUCCAAAUGGCCAAUUCCAGGGUGAUAACUUUCGUAUCACCAAAGCUGAUGCUGCAGAUUUCUGGAGAAAAUUCUUUGGAGAUAAAACUAUAGUGCCAUGGAAAGUGUUCAGGCAGUGCCUUCAUGAAGUUCAUCAGAUAAGCUCUGGUUUGGAAGCAAUGGCUCUGAAAUCUACUAUUGACUUGACCUGCAAUGACUACAUUUCGAUUUUUGAAUUUGAUAUCUUCACUAGAUUAUUUCAGCCAUGGAGUUCAAUCUUAAGGAACUGGAACUUCUUAGCUGUGACACAUCCUGGAUAUAUGGCAUUCCUGACAUAUGAUGAAGUGAAAGCGAGGCUGCAAAAAUACAGCACUAAGCCUGGGAGCUACAUUUUCAGACUGAGUUGCACUCGCUUGGGACAGUGGGCCAUUGGAUACGUGACUGGCGAUGGGAACAUAUUGCAGACUAUACCUCACAAUAAGCCUCUGUUUCAAGCUUUGAUUGAUGGCAGCCGGGAAGGAUUCUAUCUGUUUCCAGAUGGACGAAGUUAUAAUCCUGAUUUGACGGGAUUAUGUGAACCGACACCACAUGAUCACAUAAAAGUCACCCAGGAGCAGUAUGAAUUGUACUGUGAAAUGGGUUCCACUUUUCAGCUGUGUAAAAUCUGUGCGGAGAAUGAUAAGGAUGUGAAGAUUGAGCCUUGCGGACACCUUAUGUGCACUUCUUGCCUUACAGCGUGGCAGGAGUCUGAUGGCCAAGGCUGCCCUUUCUGCCGCUGUGAAAUCAAAGGAACUGAACCAAUCAUUGUGGAUCCCUUUGAUCCAAGGGAUGAAAACUCCAGGUGCUGCAGUAUUAUUGAUAGCUUUGGUAUGCCCAUGUUGGACUUGGAUGAUGAUGACGAUAGAGAAGAGUCUUUAAUGAUGAAUCGUUUGGCUUCAGUCCGAAAGUGCAAUGAGAGGCAGAAUUCACCAGUGACUUCCCCAGGAUCUUCCCCUCUUGCACAAAGAAGAAAACCACUUCCAGACCCCUUGCAAAUCCCACAUCUUAGUCUUCCACCUGUACCUCCUCGGCUGGAUCUUAUUCAGAAAGGAGUAGCACGGUCACCGUGUGCCAGCCCAACUGGAUCACCAAAGUCUUCUCCUUGUAUGGUGAGGAAACAAGACAAACCUUUGCCAGCACCUCCACCUCCCUUGCGUGAUCCUCCACCGCCCCCACCAGAGAGACCCCCUCCAAUUCCACCAGACAACAGGAUAAGUAGACACCUGCAUCAUCCGGAAAGUGUGCCUUCCCGAGACCAGCCGAUGCCCCUCGAAGGCUGGUGUCCCAGAGACGUGUUUGGGACAAAUCAGUUGGUAGGAUGUCGAAUAGGGAGUGACGCUUCUCCCAAGCCAGGACUGACUGCAGUUUCAAACAUAAAUGGAAGGCACAACCGCGUAAGUUCUGAUCCAGGAUUUAUGAGGAAACAUAGACGUCACGAGCUGCCUGUGGAAGGUGCCAAGGUCUUUUCAAAUGGUCAUCUGAUAAAUGAAGAAUAUGAUGUCCCUCCACGGCUUUCACCCCCUCUUCCAGCUGCGUCCGUCAGCCCUAGUAUAAAGUGCCCUGUUCUUUCAGCAAAUUCUUUGUCUGAUAAACCAAGGGAUCAUACAGAUAAUGAUGAUGACUACAAAGUUCCUUCUUCACAUCCUGUAAUACUGAGCUCACAACCACCUCAUGGUCAUAAUAUAAAACCUCUUGCUCGGGUGUGUGAGAAUGGUCAAUGUGCUGGAGUAAUGAAUGGAACUUCUACUUCUGAGAUGAAGAAAUCAAAACAUCCAGAGUUAGGAGAUGUCUGUGAUGCACCUACUGCUCCGGUACCUUUGCCACCUGCACGACCUCCUACCAGAGACAACCCAAAACACAGCUCUUUGCUCAACAGGACACCCUCCGAUUAUGAUCUUCUGGUGCCCCCUUUAGGUGAAGAUGCGUUUGAUAGCUCACCCCCUUCACUGCCACCACCACCGCCACCUGCUCGGCACAGCAUGAUCGAGCACACAAAACCUGCUGGCUCAGGAAGCCGACCUUCCUCAGGACAUGAAAUGUUCCUUCAUUCUGAUCCCCAUUUUGACCCAAUAACUGGUCAUGUUCCUUUACCACCUGCUCGUAGAGUAACUGGAGAAAAUGUCAAAACAAAUAGGACGUCUCAAGACUAUGAUCAACUUCCUCCCUCUUCAGACGGUUCACAAGCACCAGCCAGGCCCCCUAAACCACUUCCUCGGAGGACUGCACCAGAAAUACACCACAGGAAAGCAUACAGCUCUGACAGUUCCACGGAAAACGUGGAUGCAAAAAUUGCAAAACUUAUGGGAGAAGGCUAUUCCUUUGAAGAAGUCAAGAGGGCACUUGAAAUUGCCCAGAAUAAUGUUGACGUGGCCCGUAGUAUUUUAAGAGAGUUUGUCUGUUUUCCUCCACCGGUCUCCCCACGUCUCAAUCUAUAGCAACGUCACAAUAUUCUCGGAGCAUUUGAUUUCUGCACAUACACGUGUGGAUCGCAAAAUGAGAGAAAGAAGAGAAUGGAAUAUUUUUCUUUCAUCCAUAGUAGAAGGGUGUUUGUUUCCAGCCGCUUUUCAAAGGCUCCUGGCUGCUCCAAUCAAGACUUAUAAAUAUGCUGAGGCUUAUGUAUUUUUGCUAGCCAUACUUUUUAUAAAUCAGGGUUGAACUGACAAAAUAAUUUAAAGAAGUUUACUUCCCUAGAACUUUUUAAUCUGUGAAAUGCUUUUUCUUGUUUACAAGUUGGCAAGUUACAGUUUUCUAGUUGAUGCCUGUAUUAUGUUCCUGUUCAUAUUCCCUUGUACUUGUGGUCAGUUCUGCUGUAGCAUUCCCAACGGUUUCCAUGCUGACCACCACAUCAACUAAAUCAUCACUUUCCAGAAGUUCUGUGUUUGUUUCUCUUAUAAAAUGCUUUAUUUGUUUUUUGCAUUUCAGCUCAUCAAAUGCAAAAAGUAUGUGGCCUUCACUACUGAUUUUUUUUGUUGUUGUUCUAAGAUUCCUUUGCUUUUGAGGGAGGAAAUAUCUGAAUGUAAAAUGCAUUACUCUGUCUAUGAACUGCCUUUUUAAAGGUGUUGUGACAGUAAUGUCGGGCAGCUUUCCGUUUAACAUGAAUUUCAUUACCUGUAGUCCUCAAGGUCAUUUAUACACAGUUUCCAGAAAAAUAUCCCAACCAACAAAUAAAACAUUUCAUGCAGCAGUAA